CACGAUACACACACACAUUUUGCACAGUACUUAGUUCGUAUGAUAUAUUUGCGGAUACAUCUUCUUAAGUGGUGUUCAUCCCCUUCGCGGAUAAGUGUUUGUGCCAAGGACUUGAUAAUCCCGGAUUAUUGAUUAUUCUUAGUCAGCUAAUGAUAACUGAAGAUCGUUAUAUCUUAUGACAACUGGUACUAAACUGGUAGAUUUUUGAAAGAGAAUCAGAAUUUAGAAAAAGUUCAGUCUUAAGCAAUGGCUUGGAUAACGUUCUCCAAAGCUGAAGAACACCUUACCGUUUCCCCCAUCAGUAAAAGGUGAAUGGAGAACUUAGGAUCAUAAGCGAGCGUUGAUCGUGAGAGCCAGCGAUUUUCCAUACACGUGCCCGGCAUCAUAAUACUCUUUUCGUACCACGUGUAAGUUGCACCGCGAGCGACGGAUACUUUGGUGAUGUGCACAAAACCAAUGGAUAUAAAGUGAUACAAAUAAGGAUAUCUAAAGAUAUAUUCUGUGAGUGUUUUAUAGUUAUGUGCUUAGUGAAGCGAAGGGCAGAUACAACUUGUUGACAAGAGACCACGUGCCAAUAGCGCGACACUUUUUCGUUACGGAGUCACGGUGAUCUUCUCGGCUAAGGAGGCCGCAAUUGCAAAUCAGUGGUUGGAAUCUUGAGGUGAAAACCGAGACUGAAAAAGGCAAAUGCAAAAGGAAAAAAGAAGUCGUAGAAAAAAACGGGAAGAAGUCCGUCUCGCAUAAUUACGCGUGUUUUUUGUUGAAGCGUCUGCCAAUCCAAGCAAAGAUACUAUAGGGAAGGAUAAAGGAGGGGGCAGGGGACCGUAUCAUCAAUUAUUCGAUUAAAGGUGUUCGCCGGUUGGCGCGAAAGUCACGAAACUGAAGCAGCACCUGUUGCACUCGACUCCUAAAUUGGCUUGUCAACUUGGCCUGGAUCAGACCAAUUUUAUAAGAAUUGUUAGUGCAAGAGGAGGAAUUUUAGUUCCGAUGAUUGUGGUUGGAGUGUCGCGAAACAGAAGUGUCCAAACGGAGUGAUCAGUGCAUUGCGGAGCCGAUGAAGCGGAGUCUGCGUUGUCUUCUGUUUAAUGGGCCGGAAGUAUUAAGAUCGGUUCGCGUGGAUUUUGGUGCUUGUGCUCAGAGAAUUUAUCAAAGUGCUGCAGUGCCAGGAUGUCUAUGAAUGGAUGAGUCGGUGAGAGUGCGAUAAGAGCAAGUUGGCCUGUUUUGUGGGAGUUGGCCAACGCCAGCCAGGUGGACCACCGACGAGUGGUGAUGCGGUAGUCGGGGAUUCCCAAGGGAAGCCAUGAGGGCGGCCGCCACCUACGUCCUGUUCCUUGCCCAUCUUAUACAGGCGACCACUGGGAGCGGGUUCUUCGAGGUGCAGAUCCUCUCACUAACGAACAGCAGGGGCACCCUGGUGGACGGAAGAUGUUGUGGCGGAGGAAGUGGGACCGACACAAGUCAUGUGCAUCAAGAAAGAUGCACGGCAGCCUGCACCACAUCAUUUUGGCUCUGCCUUAAAGAAUAUCAGUCGAAUGUCACUGCCAUAGGCUCCUGCAGUUUCGGCAACGUUUCUAGUCACGCCCUGGGUCAGAACACCUUCACACUCACCGAACCUGUCACUCUUCAACUUCAUUUCACAUUCCGAUGGACGAGACAAUUCACGUUGAUUUUACAAGCGAGAGACGAAGCGAGCGCCGGCGUCAUCGAGGAAGCGAGUUACAGCGGAAUUGUCCUGCCAGGAACAAAAUGGCACACCCUUAAUCAUCACGGGCAGAAUGCGCACCUGGCUUAUCAAGUGAGGGUCCAGUGUGCCGACCACUAUUACAACGCAACUUGUACCAAGUUUUGUCGACCCCGGAACGACAUCUUCGGGCAUUAUACAUGCGACGAAAAUGGAGAUAAAGUUUGCAUACAAGGUUGGAAAGGCGCCGACUGCGAAAUAGCUGUCUGUAAAGAAGGAUGUCAUCCAGUUCACGGUCACUGCAACGUGAGUGGCGAGUGCAAAUGCAGACAUGGUUGGAGGGGUGAAUUUUGCGACCAGUGCACCCCUUAUCCAGGAUGCAAACACGGUUACUGCAAUGGCUCUAGUUGGCAAUGUAUUUGCGAUACGAAUUGGGGUGGUAUCCUUUGCGAUCAGGACCUCAACUACUGCGGUACCCAUGAGCCAUGUCAGAAUGGUGGCACUUGUGAAAAUACUGCUCCUGAUCAAUACAGAUGCACUUGUCCCGAAGGAUUCUCUGGACCAACUUGUGAAAAGGUCGACAACCCCUGUGCUUCCAACCCUUGUUUAAAUGGCGCAACUUGUAGGGAAAUAGGAGAAAUGGCAGUUUGUGAUUGUGCAGCAGGGUUCACUGGAUCAGCUUGUGGAACCGAUAUUGAUGAGUGUGCUUCACAACCUUGUCAAAAUGGAGGAAUUUGUGUGGAUGGAAAGAAUAGUUUUACUUGCAAUUGUCCAGCAGCUUGGCAGGGAGUUCUUUGUCAGUUUGAUGUUGAUGAAUGUGGCCUUCUGGAAUCACCGUGCAAGAACUCGUUGACAUGUGUUAAUCUUGCUGGAGAUUACAGAUGUCGCUGUAGAAGUGGAUUCACUGGGAAGAAUUGUACAAAGAACAUCAACGAUUGUGUGGGUCAGUGUCAACAUGGAGCUCUCUGCAUCGACCUUGUCAAUGACUAUCACUGUUCCUGCACAGCUGGAUAUUCAGGAAAGGAUUGUGAAAUUGAUAUUGAUGAGUGUGCCGCGAAGCCUUGUCGGAAUGGAGGUGAAUGUAGAGACCUGGUGAACUCCUAUGAAUGUGUUUGUCCAGUUGGAUAUACCGGAUACCAGUGUGAGAUUGAUAGAGACCAUUGCAAUCCUAAUCCAUGUAGGAAUUCCGCUCCAUGUUUUAACACUCAAACGGACUAUUACUGUCACUGUCCAGCUCAGUGGCAGGGAAAAAAUUGUUCCGACCAGUCUGCACAUCACCUUCAGUUUGGAAUAGCUGAUGAAGUUCUUGGAUGCGGGAGUGAGGGAACUCCAUGUGGUGGUAGAGGCAGAUGCAGUGGAGGAAGAUGUAUUUGUGAUCCAGGAUAUACAGGACUUCACUGCCAUGAGAACAUUAAUGACUGUCGCGGAGGACCUUGUAUGAAUGGGGGAACCUGUGUGGAUCUGGUCAAUUCGUUUCAGUGCAUCUGCAGGGAAGGGUGGACCGGUGAUCUUUGCGACCAAGAUGUCGACGAGUGCAUGAACUCUCCCUGUCGAAAUAACGGGACCUGCGUCGAUGGGGUUGCAGACUUCACCUGCAUCUGCAGCGACGGUUGGAAAGGGAAGACCUGUGCCCUACAAGCCGGUCACUGUGAACCCGAAACCUGUCGCCAUGGAGGAACCUGCCAGGACCGAGGCGACGGAUUCACCUGCCAUUGUCCUCCAGGUUGGGAAGGUGCUGUCUGCCAUAUAGCAUCCCCGGCCUGUGCAAGUAGUCCCUGUGAAAAUGGGGCAACGUGCGUCAACAGUGCCGAUGGAGGCUAUCGCUGCAUCUGCAGAGAAGGCUUCGAAGGUCCGAAAUGCAGAAGAGAUGUCGACGACUGUCAACCACUUCCCUGCUUGAACGGUGGUCGCUGUGUCGAUGGCAUCAACUGGUUCAGAUGUGAGUGCGCCCCAGGAUUCACUGGCCCAGACUGCAGAAUAAACGUCAACGAGUGUGCGAGUGACCCUUGCAUGGGCGGUGCCACGUGCCUCGAUGGAAUCGCGAGUUACUCCUGCAUCUGUCCACCAGGUCGAACAGGAACUCACUGUGAAAUCAGAACAGCUGGAGGUGCAGGUUGUGUCGCCGCAAUUUGGGACGACGAAUGCAACGUCUGUGAAUGUAGGAAUGGUAAGAACCAGUGCAGCAACGUCUGGUGUGGCCCAGGAAACUGUCUCAAUGGAACAUCAUGUUUGGCUCAUGAAGUAUGCGUUCCAUCGCCUGGAGAAAGUUGCCUAUCACCAAUAUGCCCCUCCUGGGGCGAAUGUCGCCCAAUAGAAACAGGAAGAAGAGUUGGCCCUCCCGCCUUGCCGGCUCCACCUUCCUGCUGGCCUGGCCAAGCAACUCCAGGCCCAACUUGCUCGAGACUGACAAUCUUGCUCAGGAGAGAAUCUCUCGCUGUGGGAACUUCGGUGGAGCUACUCUGUCGUCGGUUAAGGAGACUACUUGCUGAUCCAAGAAGACCACAGUCAGUUGUUCUCCUUUGUGAUCUGAAACCAGGAGACAAUGACACGAUAGAGGUGACGAUUUUCUCGGAAGCUGCAGCUGCUGCUGCUAGAGACUUGGGGGAAGCUUUGAGUCGUCCUCUAAGUAGACCUCUCGCUCUGGCUUCUGUUCUGGAAGUCAAAGUCGAGACAGCCUUGUUGAGUGAACCCAGUUCGGCUUCUUCUAAUGGAAAUGGGUAUUUGGCGGUUUUUGGUGGCGCCUUAGCCACUGUUCUUCUUUUGGCCCUUCUUGGAGGGCUCUGGUACCUCAGAUCAGUCAGACAGAGGUCUGGUCUGACUGCGACGACCAGCAGUGAAACUUCUCUGCACAGACAUAGAAGCGACCUUGAUGAGAAGUCGAAUAAUUUGCAGAAUGAGGAAAAUCUCAGGAGAUAUGCGAAUCCUUUGAAAGAAACGGAUGUAGGAGAGCCGAGAGUUUCGGUUGUUAGACCUUUGUCAGGGACUUCUAUGGGAGGCCUGGGACCAACGGAGGAAAGUCUCGAGAUGGUCUCGGAUGACAGUAGACAUCGACUUCCACCUUUGUACAAACCGCCAAGUGCAGAAAUUAGAAAUAACACUGCUAGCUUCAGCUAUGAGGAAGGCCCUCAUAAGCCCUACAGCAAGCCCAGGCUUCAGGAACCUUCGUUUCUUCAGCAAGCUGGCACAAGCCAAAAUGCUGGGUCUCAUCAAGUGCUGACAGUGCAUGUGUAAUUUUUUGUUUAUUGUGCUGAAAUUCACCGUGAUCUUCCAUUAUUAAACUGUUUAGGUCGCAGAACCUUAGGAAUUUAAUUGCUGGUGAAGAGUGCGAGUCUCUUGUGAUUAGCUUUUAGGCACUGAGGAUAAUCUUGAAUGAAUUGUAUUUCUAAUUUACUAAAAUAUUUAUAUUUGUGAGUUGUCAGCCAGUUUUGAUUUUCAGAAUGAGGACAUUUCGAGAUUGGGAUUUUUUGUGGGUGCUAAAUCGAAAAGUAUUAUAUUUAAGUUUAAUUCACUUAAACUCCAUUGAAUUCUGUUUGGUUUCUGUUUGAUAGAAAUCAGUUUAAUUCACUUGAUUCCAUUAAAUUUACUUUAUUCAGCAAACUUCACGUGAGUAGGUUAAAAUUUUGAAUUUAUAAGUUGUAAAGUUAUUUAAAGGAUCAUAAAAUUAUUAAAAUAUAAUUUUACUUGAAUCGAGCCUCGAGGCAUCAUGCUUUACUGUUACUAUUUUUGUAAUAAUAUUUUAUUGCUUUUGCAAAUAUUUUAUUUAUAAACUAAAUAAGGAUAAAAAUGUUUGUAUUCAUUGAAGAAUUUUCAAGUGACAUUGAAAAUAAACAGAAUUUUAAAAUUACAGGGUGUCUACCCUACGUGGAAAACCUGUAACUGUCAGGGAAUUUUUCUUGAAGUCAUGGAAUUUUUUCGAAAGCGAACAUAAUUUUUUUUUUUUAAUUAAAAUAUUGAAUUGAAUAACAAUGAUU
Messenger RNA from Belonocnema kinseyi, 5652 nucleotides. It is a transcript of the gene Ser, whose product is annotated as protein jagged-1b. The record is from RefSeq and is a predicted model, not a curated record. Gene Ontology annotation, biological process: Notch signaling pathway; cell communication; multicellular organism development. Lineage: Eukaryota; Metazoa; Arthropoda; Insecta; Hymenoptera; Cynipidae. The coding region runs from base 1301 to 4912 and encodes 1203 amino acids. Gene Ontology annotation, cellular component: membrane. Gene Ontology annotation, molecular function: Notch binding; calcium ion binding. The transcript is spliced from 6 exons.